Molecule: messenger RNA, 4835 nt
Organism: Aphidius gifuensis
Lineage: Eukaryota; Metazoa; Arthropoda; Insecta; Hymenoptera; Braconidae
Gene: Nrx-IV
Product: neurexin-4
Exons: 5
Coding region: 279-4094 (1271 amino acids)
Source: RefSeq, a predicted model, not a curated record
AGUACAGGCAGUUGAAUUUCUAGGGCGUCCAUUUGUCCAGUGACGACACGAAACCACCCAUUGGAUAGCCGUUCAUUCGCUCUCUCCCUGUCUCUCCCAGUCUCCACCACUGUGAUUCACCGUCAUUCGUGAAUCGAGUUGACAAUUUCGUUGUUAUAUUUUUUAAUAAAUAUUAUUAUUUAUCAUAAAGUUAUUUAUUAAAUAUAAAAAAGUGAUAGUAAUUGACUUGAUUAAUCAAUAAUAAAUUUAAAAAAUUUAUAUUUACAAGAAAUGUCACUAUGAAUAUCUACAUUUUUAUUGGAUAUUUAUUAACGGCAAUUGUCGUACCAAUUACAACAGCAUAUGAUUAUGAUUGUAAUGAUGCAUUGUUGGACAGAGCACAUUUGAAAGCAACAUCAUAUAUGAAAGACAGAGAACCAACAGAUGCUGUUCUUAAUGGCGAAAAAGCUUGGACAGCAAGUACCAAUGACAAAAAUCAGUACUUGAUAAUAGACCUGGGUCAAGUCAUGAAUAUUUCAAUGAUUGCGACACAAGGUCGUGAAAAUUAUGGAGAAUAUGUUAUGGAAUAUUCCAUCAGCUAUGGAACUAAUAAUCUUGAUUAUGUUGAUUACAAAGAAGAAGAGGGCAACACAAAGAUGUUCAAAGGUAAUAUAAAUGCUGACAAAAUAAAAUUGAAUCGUUUUGAUGUGCCUAUAAUAGCUCAAUGGAUAAGAAUAAAUCCGACACGCUGGCGAGACAGAAUAUCCAUGAGGGUUGAACUUUAUGGAUGUAAUUAUGAAUCUGAUGUGAUAAAUUUUAAUGGUACAUCUCUUGUACGAAUGGAUCUUUUACGUGAACCAAUUGAGACUUAUCAUCAUUCAAUACGUUUUCGUUUCAAGACAAAUAAUGCUGAUGGUGUAUUAAUGUAUUCACGUGGUACACAGGGUGAUUUUAUUGCUUUACAAUUACGUGAUAAUCGUAUGUUACUAAAUAUUGAUCUUGGUUCAAAAACAACAACAAGUUUUUCUGUUGGUAGUUUACUUGAUGACAAUAUGUGGCAUGAUGUAUUAAUAUCAAGAAAUCGUAAAGAUAUAAAUUUUUCAGUUGAUCGUGUACUUGUUAAAGGUAAAAUAAUUGGUGAAUUUCAUCGUUUAGAUUUAAAUCGUGCAUUAUAUAUUGGUGGUGUACCAAAUAUACAAGAUGGUCUUAAAGUAACACAAAAUUUUACUGGUUGUAUUGAAAAUUUUUUUUUAAAUCAAACAAGUUUAUUUAAAAGUAUGAUUGAUGCUGAUGCUACUGGUGAAAAUUUACAAUAUCAUCGUGUUAAUACAAUAUAUGCAUGUCCACAACCACAAAUGAUACCAGUUACAUUUUUAACAACAAAAACUCAUGCAAUAUUAAAAGCAUAUAAUGAAGGUUCACCAACAAUGAAUGUAUCACUUGCAUUUCGUACAUAUGAAGAACGUGGAUUAAUUGUAUAUCAUAAAUUUACAUCAUUAACAAGUCAAGAUUAUAUAAAAUUAUUUUUAGAAAAUGGUAAAAUUAAAAUACAAAUUAAAACAGAUAAUGAAAAAGCCGUAAUACUUGAUAAUUUUGAUGAGAAAUUUAAUGAUGGUAAAUGGCAUCAAAUAAUAUUAACAGUAUCAAAAAAUAGUAUAAUAUUAAAUGUUGAUAGUAGACCAAUGCGUACAAAACGUAUAUUAAAUAUAUCAACUGGUUCAGUAUAUUUAAUUGGUGGUGGUAUAUUUGGUGAAUCAAGUAAUACUGGUUUUGUUGGUUGUAUGAGAGCAAUUAGAAUUGAAGGUAAUGAACGUUUUCCAACUGAUUGGAAAGAUGAAGAUUAUUGUUGUAAAAAUGAAAUAGUAUUUGAUGCAUGUCAAAUGCUUGAUAGAUGUAAUCCAAAUCCAUGUAAACAUGAUGGUAUUUGUGGACAAAAUUCAUAUGAAUUUUAUUGUGAUUGUUCAAAUACUGGUUAUACUGGUGCUGUAUGUCAUACAUCAUUAAAUUCAUUAUCAUGUGAAGCAUAUAAAAAUAUGAAUCCAGUUAAUCAACGUGCUGAUAUUAAAAUUGAUGUUGAUGGUAGUGGUCCAUUAGAGCCAUUUCCAGUAACAUGUGAAUUUUAUGCUGAUGGUAGAGUUAUGACUGUUGUUAGACAUAGCAAUGAAUUAUCAACACCAGUUGAUGGUUUUGAUGAACCUGGUAGUUUUAUACAAGACAUUAAUUAUGAUGCUAAUUUUGAUCAAAUUGAAGCUCUAUUAAAUAGAUCAACAACAUGUAGACAACGUAUUAAUUAUGCAUGUAAACAUUCAAAGUUAUUUAAUACACCAGUUAAUCAAAUGGAUUUAUUUAGACCAAAUUCAUGGUGGAUAAGUAGAAAUAAUCAAAAAAUGGAUUAUUGGGGUGGUGCAUUACCUGGUUCAAGAAAAUGUGAAUGUGGUGUACUUGGUAAUUGUGCUGAUCCAACAAAAUGGUGUAAUUGUGAUUCUGAUCUUGAGGGAUGGUUUGAAGAUGGUGGUGAUAUUACAGAAAAAGAAUAUUUACCAGUACGUCAAUUACGUCUUGGUGAUACUGGUACACCAUUGGAUGAAAAAGAAGGUAGAUAUACAUUGGGAUCACUUAUUUGUGAGGGUGAUGAUUUAUUUAAAAAUGUCGUUACAUUUCGUGUAUCUGAUGCAACAAUUAAUUUACCCACAUUUGAUAUGGGACACAGUGGUGAUAUUUAUUUUGAAUUUAAAACAACAAUGCCUGAUGCUGUUAUUAUAAAUAGUAAAGGACCAACUGAUUAUAUUAAAAUAUCAAUAACAAGUGGUAAUCAGUUACAAUUUCAAUAUCAAGCUGGUGAUGGUCCAUUAACUGUUAAUUUACAAACAUCAUAUAUGCUUACUGAUAAUAAUUGGCAUUCAGUAUCUGUUGAAAGAAAUCGUAAACAAGCACGUGUUGUACUUGAUGGUGCAUUAAAAAGUGAAUUAAAAGAACCACCAGGUCCAGUACGUGCAUUACAUUUAACAUCUGAUUUUGUUGUUGGUGCAACAACUGAUUAUCGUGAUGGUUUUGUUGGUUGUAUUAGAGCAUUAUUAUUAAAUGGUAAACAACAAGAUUUAAGAACUUAUGCAAGACGUGGUAUUUAUGGUGUUAGUGAAAAUUGUAUUGGUAAAUGUGAAAGUAAUCCAUGUUUAAAUAAUGGUACUUGUCAUGAAAAGUAUGAUGGUUAUAGUUGUGAUUGUAGAUGGACAGCAUUUAAAGGACCAAUUUGUGCUGAUGAAAUUGGUGUUAAUAUGGGACAAAAUUCAAUGAUUAAAUAUGAUUUUAGUGGUAGUUGGAGAUCAACAAUAUCAGAAAAAAUACGUGUUGGUUUUACAACAACAAAUCCACGUGGUUUUUUACUUGGUUUUUUUUCAAAUGUAUCUGGUGAAUAUUUAACAAUAAUGGUAUCAAAUAGUGGCUCAUUACGUGUUGUAUUUGAUUUUGGUUUUGAAAGACAAGAAGUUAUAUUAUCAAUGAAACAUUUUGGCUUGGGACAAUAUCAUGAUUUACGUUUUAGUAGAAAAAAUUCUGGUGCAACAAUGGUAUUACAAGUUGAUGAUAAUCAACCAAAAGAAUUUAAUUUUGAUAUUAAAGCAUCAGCUGAUGCACAAUUUAAUAAUAUACAAUAUAUGUAUAUUGGAAAAAAUGAAACAAUGACUGAAGGUUUUGUUGGUUGUAUAUCAAGAGUUGAAUUUGAUGAUAUUUAUCCAUUAAAAUUAUUAUUUCAACAAAAUGGUCCUGGUAAUGUUAGAUCAUUGGGUGCACCAUUAACUGAAGAUUUUUGUGGUGUUGAACCAGUAACACAUCCACCAGAUAUACCAGAAACACGUCCACCAAUUGAUUUAGAUGAAGAUAAAUUACGUGCAGCAUACAAUGAAACAGAUACAGCAUUAUUAGGUGGUGUGUUAGCUUUUAUUAUUAUUGCAUUAAUUAUCAUGGCAAUACUUAUUGGACGUUAUCAAUCAAGACACAAAGGCGAAUAUCUUACACAAGAAGACAAAGGUGCAGAAAUGGCAUUGGAUCCUGAUUCUGCUGUUGUUCAUUCAACAACUGGUCAUCAAGUUCAAAAGAAAAAAGAAUGGUUUAUUUAAAUUUUAUUACCAAAAUAUUCCAGCUUUGGUCUUAUUUGGCCAAAGUUAUCUUCAAUUUUUUAUUUCAUUCAAUUAUUAUAAAGCCUAAUUUAUCAUAUAACUAAAUAAUAUCUAAGAUUUAUUAUUAUUAUUAUACAAAUAUUUUUUUUAUUAAUUUGAUAAUGUUUUUUUUUUAAUAGUAGAUUAUUUUAUAAUCAGAAAAAAAUAAUUUAAUAUAUCAAUAAUACCGGUGACUCCAAAAAAAAAAAAAAAAAAGACAAAAUCGAAUGAUGGAAAUUUUUUAUUUACAAAUGAAUGAUUUUUAAAUUAAUUAAAAAAUUAUUAUCAAUUUAAUUUAAUUUUUUUUUUAGAUAUUAUAUAAGAAAAGAAAAAAUUGUUUUUUUUUUUUUUUUAAAUUAUAAUCUCAGUAUUAGAAUGUAAUUUUUUACCGUCCAAAAACAGCAUUUUAUUUUUUGUUUUUUUUUUUUUUCUUAAUUUUAUUAAUUUUAUAUUUUUUAAGUAAUGAUUUAUGUAUUUUUUAAAAAAUUAUUAUUAUUAUUUUUUAAUUUUUCAAAUCCAUCCUUUGAAUCUCUGCCGUAAUCGAUUAAAUAUAUAUAAGCACUGCAAAAAUAAUCAAUACAAAUGUCAAAAAAAAAAAAUCGAAAAAACGAAACAAAAAAAAAUCUGUAUAUAGAUGAAUUUUUUAAUGAUGGAAAAUUUGUAAUUUUAUACAACUGCAAGAUUUCCAAGUGUCUCAAUUAA